Molecule: messenger RNA, 3124 nt
Organism: Leptomonas pyrrhocoris
Lineage: Eukaryota; Euglenozoa; Kinetoplastea; Trypanosomatida; Trypanosomatidae
Exons: 1
Coding region: 53-3124 (1023 amino acids)
Biological process (GO): tRNA 5'-leader removal
Molecular function (GO): ribonuclease P activity; protein binding
Source: RefSeq, a predicted model, not a curated record
AGAAAAGUCAUUAUAUGCAUUUAUUGUUGUUGUUCUUAAUCUACGUCUAAAGAUGCUUUUCUCAUCACGGAAGACGUUGUCAAAGGCGCUCUCUCCUUACGCGCAGGCCCUCAAGCAGGUCGCGCUGAAAGGUUCUGUGGCCAUGGGUCCCAGCGCGAAGGAGAUGGAGAUAGAGAUGUACCGAAAAGGUACUCUCCCUGCGGAUUACCGCCCUCCUGUGCAGGGGAAAUGGGAUGACACAAUCGAGCGCUGGGCGUACGCGUGGCAGUUCCCGGCAGAGGAGGAGUACGACGACACCGUCUCUUCUGUGGAAAAGAACGAUGUAGCGAUGCAGCAGCUGCUCGAAUUUGGUGAUCGCCUUGUCAGCUCUCCUCCCUCCAACGUUCCUCGAUCUGGACGCUUCUCCUCCACGUACGCGGCCCUGAACGCAGGAAACGGGCAUCAGCUUCAGCAGCCACAGCCUCUGCUCACUGCUUCACAGAAGUACGAUGCCCUUGAGGAUGACAUCAAAGAUUUGACUGCGGCAGAGGAAACGGAGACCCGACCGAUAAUGGCUGUAGAGCAGUUCUCGAGGGAAACAAACAUUCCCAUCGCCUACCUCGAUGAUGAAUCGGAGAGAACCAAUGCGAGCAAGGAGUUGAGUGUUAUUCUUGCUGGAGCAGGACUGGACCUCACUGAGGAAGGUCUCGUGGUAGCGCUGUCGGCCCUUUCACGGCAACAUUAUUAUGAAGCUGCGCGCGCCAUUUUUCGCUUCGCCAGCGAGGUCGGACUCGGCCCAAACGCGGAAAUGUACAAAUCUCUCAUGCAACACUUCUCGUCCAACGGAAACGCGAACGAGUCGAUGGCGCUUGUGGAAGAGAUGAAGAGCAAUGGCAUAACGCCUCGUAUUGGAAACUGGCACGAGCUUAUGCGCGCCUUCCACAAUGCGCGCGAUUACCCCGCAGUGUCGCACAUCAUUGAUAACAUGAAGAUGUACGCCAAUAUUGAGCCAAACGAGGUGACUUUUGCGCUGCAACUGCGUGCGCUGGGCAAAGAUACCUCGCAGAUGAAUUCGUUGGCCGAAUCGGUGCAGCUUUUUGAUCAGAUGGAAAACGUCUACGGCUACAUUGCAGCGCGGCCCCACUACGACGCCCUCAUGUUCUCACUGAGUCAGAGCCCUGUUCCCGAGAUGCGGCUCCGCUGCGAGGAGCUGGCACAAAAAAUGGACUUGAUGGGAAUACCGUGGAACGCGACGACGUACCUGAACCUCAUUCGCUCUGCCCAAGUGGUGGGGGACGUCGAAAGCGUGGAGAAGUAUCUGGCCAAGAUGCGCGAUGAGCGCAUUCCCGUCAAUUUAAUGCACCUCUCCUGGGCCAUUCAAGCGCACGUGCAGCACCUUAUCCGUGCCAACUACGAGCAGAUGAAAGAGGCGAAAACGGACAUUUACGCGAGCUGGCUAGAUCGCAUGGAUACCUGCUUCGGGAUUUACGAGCUGGUCGUCCGGCGAGGGUGGGAGAUGCAAACUCCCUUCGUGAACGCCCUACUGCGGCUGUGCUGCCAGACCGCCAUCCUCAGUGUCGAGCACCUGGCUGACAACGCCACCGCGAUUGGUAAAUUUGAGGAGCAAGCGAACAAAAUAUGGACAAACACUUUUGAUGAGUGGCACCUCAAGAAGGACGUGUACAGCUACGAGUGCUACAUUGCCUUAUUGGCGCACCAGCAGCGCAUCGACGAGGCCGAGAAGCUGUUCCAGCAGAUGGUCCUUCAAGAAGAUCUCGUGCCUAGUCGCCGCACGUACGAGUGCCUGAUCUUUAUGCACCUUUCGUCGGGCGAGGAGGGCGGGGCGGCACGCGCUCUGCAUUACCUCGAGGCCAUGGAAAAUGCGCGCAUUCCGGUACGUGCGUCGCUCCUCAAGAAGAUUGUCCGUGUAAACAACGCGGCGGGGUACAAACGCGAUAUGAAGCGGCGUGCCCGCCGAAUCAUGCAGGCUCGAGAAGAGUAUCUCGCGCGCAAGCAGGAGGGUGUGGACUUCCCUUUACAACCGUCUCCAACUCCGUCGCCGCCCACCGAGAGCGAGGCGGCGGCGGUCGCUCAGCCUCUACCCGUCCCAGUCAACACCACACUGGCGUGGUGGGAAGAGUGGAAGAAGAACACCAUCAGUAAGCACGAGUUAUUUGCGGAGGAGAACGCGGAUGGCACGCCGAGAGGCGAAACCUUUGAGGAGAAGAACGCGGCACUCGCACGGAUGGGCAUCGACUCUGUUUUCAAAACACCAGCUGAUGUACCGGCAUUGCACAAACAGAAGCUGCUUCCCAAGAUCCGCAAGGAGGAGGGCGAAGUGGCAGGUGGCCUGUGGGCCCUAGACGGUGGGGAGCUCGCAUACCCCAAGGACGGCGGCGGCCCAGAAGGGUGGGGCGUGCGUUUGUGGCGCGAACGGGCUCUCGUCAAGAAGGAAUUCCAAGCCGUCUUAGAUGGCAAGGCUGCUGUUCCGGAGUUCUCCGAGGCUGGCAAGGCAGUGCGCGUGGCUGGUGACCAGCUCGACAUUGAGGAGAGUAACGCCUCCACACCAGGCGAGUUGGCCGAUUGGCGGUCCUACCCGCAGCACCGCUACGACGAUGGGACUGCAAAGCCGGCAAGUGAAAUGGUACAGGCUGUGUCGCCCUCUGCGGAGUUGGUUUGGCAGGGCGAGCAGCGGGACUCCCUCGCACCGUACAAAAGUGACGACGAAGUUGCCCUCGAGUCGGACAACGUCUUUUAUUCGCAGCUGCAGGACGAGGCUGCAAGCAAGACCGAUGCUCUUGUCGACGUACUCAAGAACAAGGAGGAGAACGCAGUGGAGCUUAUCGGACAUGGACCGACACGCAAGUCAAAGUACGACUACCUUGAAAAGUGGAGGGAGAUGUAUCGUCACGGGACGCUCGAAGCACCAGAAACGCCUCCGCUACGUUUUGGCCGCUCCCCAGACGAUCAUCAUGACUCGUUGGCUGCCACCGUUCGUGACUGGUACAAGCGCAACCGCAAAACGCCUGCCACGGAGGCACAGCUGCGACGCUGGGGGUCGGAGGAAAUCCGCGACGCGGACGCGCGCUUCUCCAAGAAAGCGUUGCAGCAGAAUAAGCGCCGUCGGGCUCGCCGCCGAAAGUAA